UAUUCAAGUUAAACUAGAAAGGAUACUUUGUAUUUCAGAGAAAGCUAAUCUAAUAAUGGACUUUAAGAAAAUGAACUAGAUAAAAUACUUUUUCUAUCUAGUUGCAAGUUUAUUGAUGUGGAACAAAUAAAAAUCUUUUAUCUGAUAUAUUUUUGACUUAGUGGCAUGUGACAGAUAACCUAAGUGGAUUUAACUUGUAAUUAAAACAGUGGAAAGAGGAGACUUUUGGAUAUUAUUGAGUGAAUCAAGUGCAAAAUGCAACAGAUAUUAAAUGCCAGUCCUUUUAUUGAUAAAUUAAAGCAUUUUCAACAAGUAUUAUCAUAUAGAAUUCAACUGACAACAUCACAAAAGGUUAUGCUAUGGAGCUUAGGAGUGGUUGGGACAAGUGCAAUGGUGGUAGGCAUCCUUUCAAGAUAUCUUGCAAGAAGGCGUGCAAAACCAAUUUUUAAUCCAAGGAUACAAAGGGCAAUAAACAAGAGACUGUCAAGGAUGAGAAGUCCAAAUGGAGGUAUGGGAUCUGUUGCAAGCAGUGGGGGCCGAAGUAGUCCACUUGGCUUCAGUGAGAGGCUUUCAAUGGCAUCUGGGUCUAUUGGUUCUGGUGGAGAUGCUGCAUCUCUUUCUCCACAGCAGCUUGGAGUAAUGGGUAUGGAGGCGUUGGAAACGAGCAUCAACUACUGGGAGGACGCGCUGGCCGCGUUCAGCGCGGGCGCGCGCGGCGGCGUGUCGGGCACGCUCGCGCUCACGUCGCCCGAGGAGGCCGAGUUCUGCAGGGAGAUACAGGACCUCCUGCAGAACGCUUAUCUCUUGCAGGAGAGAUGCGAGCUGCUCUUCUUAGAUCAGCGAUCAGUACUCUUUAGAUCUGAAAGUGGCGGCCCGGGGGGAGACGGUUCCGUGGGGCGACGCACGCGCCUGCUCUCCUCGCACACUACGUCGGAGCACACGAGGAAGGAACACCACUCUAGUGCGGAAUCGUUUGCUUCAGCUGAAGAUCAGGUGGGAGAUUUAAGAGAAUUUGACGAUUUAGCAGAAUCCGUAGCCGAAAUAGAAAAUUAUGAAUUAUAUCAAACGGCUGUCAAACAGCUCGAAGGUGGAAUACCUUACAGGACGCUCCGCACGGAGGUGGUGGGCUGCGGCUCGGACGCGGAGUUCCUGUGCAAGCUGUGGUGCCUGCGCGCCGGCUUCCAGGUCGCGCUGCGCGACGGCGGCGCGCGCGCGUGGUUCGUGGACGCCGGCCGGCAGGUGCUCACCGACCUGCUGCUCUUCGCGGACAAGGAACCGAAGGAAUUUUUAGUUGCAUACGAAGAAAUGGUGUCGUGGACGAGCGACAUCGCAAAUUGGCAUACAAUUGAAAGCGAACUCAGGAGUAAAGGUGUCAAGGUGGUGUCGUUCUACGACGUGGUGCUGGACUACAUCCUGCUGGACGCGUUCGAGGACCUGGCGGCGCCGCCCGCCUCCGUGCUGGCCGUCGUGCGCAACCGCUGGCUCUCCGACGGGUUCAAGGAGAGCGCGCUAACGACGGCCGUUUGGUCGGUGAUAAAAGCGAAGAGACGGUAUCUUCAGUACCCGGACGGCUUCAUGUCGCACUUCUACUCCAUAUCCGAGCAUUUGCUGCCGGUACUCGUCUGGGGAUUCCUCGGACCUCGCGAGCGACUGAAAGUCGUUUGCGAGACUUUCCAAGCGGAAAUCGUCGGCUUCAUUUCAGAUCUAUUCAGCUUCCAGAAGUGUCGAUACACGAACGUCGAGGACCUGGCGGUGGACAUCAUGCUCAACGCGCGCGCGAGGGCCGCCAGCAUCACGGACAAGCUGGCCGAGCGGAACUGAACCACCCGGCGCUACUGCCCAACCGCCUAUAAUCCCUGUAUUAUUUCGUUUACAAAACCCAGUAGAUAUUGUCUACGUUUGGGGCAAUCGCUUGCUAACGAUAUAAUAAUGGAUUUUUGACGCAUCAAAAUAGUUUAGCGCGUUUCACUCACUACACAUGUUGGACAACAUUAAAGAUUAUAAAUAUAUAUAUCGUCGUUCGGCAUUCAGAAGCGCGAAUGUGAAAAUAUCAGAUAUUUUUUUCUUCUUUUAUCGAUAGUAUUUAUCUAAAUAAUAAAUAAGAAAUAAAAUUCAGUAUUUUCAGAUUCGCGCUUCUGAAUGCCUAACAACUAUAUUAUAUUAUGUUUAAAGCUCAAAAAUACCGGCCGCGCUUCCUACCUGCAUUUUGUCUACUUAACCUAACAAAAGGCAUCAUUAAUCAUUUUUGGUGCCACACAUAUGGUUCAGUUGAACGCCAAUCUUACUAAUAACGUUAGCAGCUACCGUGCAGGUGGAGCAGAAGUAUGAACUGAAAUUUGACAGCACAGAAAAAAUGCCACCUCCUUCUCUUGUAACUAUGGCUACGAGUAUUCUAGUUCUGUCAAAUACGUUUAGAUAUUGUAUAUAUAAGAAUUAAAGGCAAUAUUUAAAAAAGUAAUUUCCCCUCAGCCUAAAGUACAUUAGAUGCAAUAUAGCUAUCCAAUUAUAUUUCACUGCUAGAAUUCUUUGAAUAAUUUAAUUAAAGCUAAGACAAUAGUAUUCAUAUUAAUCGCAAUAAAAUGACAUUCCGGAUGCAAUUAAUUAAUGCUUAUAAUAAACCCUCGUAUCGAUGUUAGUUGAUCGAAUGACGUAAUUUGAAUGGGAAUAAUUGUAAUUGCAUUUAUUUGUAAGAUAAAGUGACUUUCAUAUCCAGUGAAGUAUUUAUAAAAUCAAUUGCAUUUGCAAUAUUCAAUUCUAGUUUAAAAUCGUAAUGGAAAAAAUAACCUGCCUGCAUGCAUCAUUAUAAAAAAUAAUGUGCCAUUGUGAAAAUAUUUAUCCACAUUGUAAUAUUGAAGAACAAAUUAAAAUUAUUAUUAACAUUAGAAAAAUGUAUCAAGAUGAGUAUCAAUUUUACGAUGAUCUAUGUCGUGGUUAAGUAAUUCUAAGCUUAUUAGAUGUUGUUUGUAUCAAUGCAAGCAUUAGGAUAGGUGUAGUGCAAAUAUUAUAAAUAUUCGCUCCUAAUUCAGGCUUUACAACCGAGCGCUCUUUAAAAACAAUAGCAAAUUAUAAGUGUUACAAAAAUAUAUAGAGCUAAAAAUACCAUAAGUAUCAAAGUAAUCACUGAAAUUUAAACUUUUAUUUAUAUUUCAUUAUCAUUAGCAAAUUUUUGUCUUUAUUUCUUUUUAAGGAAAUAUUUACUUGAAAUGUCCGAUAUAUAUUUAAUAUUCUCUCUUUAACUGCGAGUAAGUGGCUGUGAAUAAACAUAGACCGUUAAUGUACUAUUUAAACAUUCUCUCGUGUAUUUUUGCUUCUCCAGGCAGGGAUAGUCCUCCUAGGAUAUCCUAAUGCAGAGUCCUUAUUUUAAAACCCAAAAUAGCAAUCAAUUAACCUAAAUUUUAUUUACCGAAGUUAAGAAAAAAAUAUCCUAUUUGCUGCAAUUUCAGAGAGGAUAAUUUUAUUUUUAUAUAUUUUUUUGUUACUGCGAAUGUUUUAAGUAAGCUAUAAAUUAUAUUGUUGUAUAAUAAUCCUAGGUUGAAAUGGUUUUAAUAAUUUAUUACACUAAAAUAGCAUUUCUUCAUGUAUGUACUUACCAGCUCCCAUAGGGAAGAAUAAUAUUGAAAUUUAGCUCAAUACUUGACUGCAGAAAUGUGAAUG
Vanessa atalanta (red admiral) is the source of this 3654-nucleotide messenger RNA. It is a transcript of the gene Miga, whose product is annotated as mitoguardin. The record is from RefSeq and is a predicted model, not a curated record. The transcript is spliced from 10 exons. Gene Ontology annotation, biological process: mitochondrial fusion. Lineage: Eukaryota; Metazoa; Arthropoda; Insecta; Lepidoptera; Nymphalidae. The coding region runs from base 256 to 1821 and encodes 521 amino acids.